This is a messenger RNA of Rotaria socialis, 318 nucleotides long. The record is from the annotation of a GenBank genome assembly. NCBI's taxonomy places the organism in Eukaryota, Metazoa, Rotifera, Eurotatoria, Philodinida, Philodinidae.
AUGCGAAAAAAAAUAUUAGGUCAACCAACACCUCGGCAAUCACAAGUGGCAAUGAGCGCAGCGCUGGCUGGCAUUGACAACGAUCCAUCGGAUGAUGAGAGACAACAACCGAACCCAGACCCAAAAAAAUCUGAAGAAAAAAUCUCAAACUAUAACGAAAAAUUCUUCACUCAUUUUAUAUAUGAAAAACGAUUCGACACAUGCAAACGAGAUAUGCAUCAAAUAUACCAUCAUGCAUUUAAAGAUACACCAGCAAUGUACACAAAACAAAUCGUCGGCAACCGCAACCGUCGUUCAGCACACAAUGAACUAAUAUGA